AUCUCUAGUCACCGUAUCGACACUUCCCAUGUUUCACUCAUUCGUUGAAUUGAAUCCCACAAUAUUCCGACGACGAUUUGGCUUCCUAUAUGUCGUCAAUCCUUUCUUUACGAAGAUGCGCAUUCAAGUUUGCCUCUCCCCUCAAUAAUUCCGUAUCCCAUUGCAUAUUUGUUGUUACCUUCAGCGCUCGCAGCUCAAUCAAAUUCAAAGCGGAGUCCCAUUACACAGCUCUUCUCGAUGAAUCCACCCGCAGAAUUCAUCUCGCUCAAAUCCAUAACAAGCUAUUCAAGCACGGGUUGCAGAGUAAUGGAUUCAUAAUCACCAAAUUUAUCAAUAAAAGCUCCGACAUUGGAGAAAUUAGGUACGCACGCCAAGUGUUCGAUGAAUUUCCUGACCGCUAUGUGUUCUUAUGGAAUGCAAUUAUCAGGGGAUACUCUAUGCACAACAUGCCUGAAAAAGUUCUUGAAAUGUACUUGAGAAUGCAGAAUGCUUUUGUGAGACCUGAUGCAUAUACAUUCCCACUUGUUGUUAAAGCUUGUGGCAUCCUACAGGCGGUCGGGUUUGGCCGGGCCAUUCAUGGGCAGAUUUGGAGGAUCGGGUUUGGAGACGACCCCUACGUGCUAAACGGGCUGUUAUCGUUUUACUUAUCAUGUGAGAAACAUGAUUGUGCCCGUGAUGUUUUCAAUCAUUUGAGUGACAGGAACAUUGUAUCAUGGACAUUGAUUUUCUCGGCCUAUGUGCAGAGUGGACAGCCUAUGAAGGGUUUGCAGAUUUUUAGGGAUAUGAGGGAGUCAGGGGUGACACCAGAUUGGAUAGCUUUGGUUAGUGCUUUGAAGGCGUAUUCGGAUGUGGAAGAUUUGAGUCAGGGGAAAUGCAUCCAUGGUAUGGUUCUUAAAAUGGGGUAUGAAUUUGAGCUCGACUUGAGAAUAGCGCUAACUUCUUUGUAUGCAAAAUGUGGGCAGGUAGUAGCUGCAAAAGUGUUGUUUGAUCAAACGGAAACCGGCUGUGUGAUUCUAUGGAAUGCCAUGAUCUCAGGAUUUGCUAAGAAUGGUUGUCCGAAAGAAGCGUUGGACCUUUUCACUAAGAUGAAUUUGAGAAAUAUUGAACCCAAUGUUGUGACAGUACAAUCUGUUGUCGUGGCUUGUGCACACCUUGGUUCACUUGAGCAAGCAAGAUGGAUGGAAGGAUAUGUUAAUAGUAGUAAGUUUGAAAAUGAUGUUGUGGUUAGGACAUCGUUGAUUGAUAUGUAUGCAAAAUGUGGGAGUGUAGAAUCGGCAAGAGAAGUGUUUGAUUCAAGCAUUGAAAGAGACGUAGUUUUGUGGAGCUCAAUGAUAAUGUGUUACGCCUUACACGGGCAGGGAAGAGAAGCGAUUGCUCUUUUUAAUGAAAUGGAGAAUUCUGGUGUCCGCCCUAACAAAGUCACAUUCCUCAGCCUCAUCAUGGCUUGUAGCCAUACUGGUCUUGUGGACGAGGGGUGGGAGUUUUUCCUCGCCAUGAAAGACUAUGGUCUCGAGCCCGAACAUAAACACUAUGCAAGUAUUGUUGAUUUGUUUGGCAGAGCCGGAUACUUGGACAAGGCACAUGAAGUUAUUACAACCAUGCCCAUGGAGCCAGGUGUUUCGGUUUGGGGAGCCCUCCUGUCUGCAUGCAAGAUCCAUCGCCAUGUGAAACUUGGUGAAUAUGCUGCAGAGAAGCUUUUCACCAUUGAUGCUUUGGACAUAGGGCAUUAUGUGCAGCUCUCGAAUCUCUAUGCCUCAUCUCGGAUGUGGGAUGGUGUGGAGCGUGUAAGACAAAGGGUGAAAUCUAAAGGGUUGAACAAAGACUCGGGAUAUAGUGUUAUAGAGAUCAACGGGAAGCUUGAGGCUUUCCGAAUGGGUGACAAGUCUCAUCCUCAUUCAAAUGAAAUUUACGAAAAGCUCAAGUGGUUGGAAAUUAAGCUAAUAGAGUUGGGAUUCACAGUAGAUGCGGAUUCUGCUUUGUAUGAUGUGGAUGAAGAAGGGAAAGGGGCAUUGUUGUGUAACAAUAGCUAAAGAGUAGCGAUAGGCUGUCCCUAAGCCAAAUAGUUAGGUGAAAUUUGAGUCAAGAAAGAUUGAAUGAAUGGUGUAUAGCUAGCCGUUGCUCCCAAUUCAUUGGCUGACUAGAGAGCUUGAUAUUGGGAGGAAACUGCGUUUGCAAGAAUUGGGUCUUUCUGCAGUUGAUGGACGUGGAUAAUCUGAUGGAGCGGGGUCUAGUCCUUCUCCAUCCAGUCAUUAAUGAAUGGCAGCUUGAAGUUGUCAUAUUCGAACAAUUUCCAUUUGCCUUCUGUUGUUACAUGUCCAGGAGCAUGUGAAGAGUCUUAUUAUUGCAGGGAUUCAUUCCAUUCGUCACUUUGUACUGGGCAAGGAUCAUUAUUAUCAAAUACAAAAGAACUUUUGAAGUUCACAAUCAUGCUAAUGAAACAAAUGAUAUCUUCAUCCUUGCCAUGGGCUAAGGUAAUUAUUGCAUCAUCUGCACAUAUACAGGACUUUUGGGUUGGUUAUCAGACCCAUGAGUUUUAACUUUGUCCUGGGAGAUUGAAGAUCAUAUAUGAAUUGUUGAAUAUAACUGCUGCUCAAUCUUAUUUAAAAAGGAUCGUGGUUUUUCUGUUUCAUUUCAUGAACUCAUGAGUAUAAUAUAGCCCAGAUUCCAAAUAAAAUUACCAGCCUGCAAGGUGUAAAAGCAAAUGAAUGUCAAUUAGAUCCAAACAAAGAUGAAACUAUAAAUCAAAUGGAGGUCAAAGAAGAUAAUUCCAUGAUAUUGCUGACGUGCAGUGAAGAAAAGGAAGAAAACUUGGAGGCAUGGUAUCUUGAUGAGUCAGCUAAAGGUUGAUUAUGAAGGUGCCAGUAUAUGAUGUUCAAGCUCAACAUCAAAGCUAAUCAUGCUAAAUGCUUGAAGAUGCCGGCUACAAACACUUAAUGGCUAUGACAUCAACACCAUGGGUAUUUGAACUAUAAUGGCCUAAACAUGUUGAACAAAAUUACUUAGGGGAUGCCAAAAAAUGACUUGCCCAAAUUAGUUCUGUGAAGGACAUGUGUUUAGAAAGCAAUUUUGUAUAGUUUUUCCGAAGGAGCCUCGUAAUUGAGCAACCCGAACUAUUUAGUUGGUGCAUGCACAUAUUUAUGCUCUAAUUACACUUGCUUCAAUUGAUAAGAAGAGAUUUAUUAUUGUUCA
Andrographis paniculata is the source of this 3189-nucleotide messenger RNA. Its product is annotated as pentatricopeptide repeat-containing protein At3g12770. Gene Ontology annotation, biological process: RNA modification. Lineage: Eukaryota; Viridiplantae; Streptophyta; Magnoliopsida; Lamiales; Acanthaceae. Gene Ontology annotation, molecular function: RNA binding; protein binding. The coding region runs from base 90 to 2030 and encodes 646 amino acids. The transcript is spliced from 6 exons. The record is from RefSeq and is a predicted model, not a curated record.